AUGGUCGACCCUCUCAUAAAAGAAACUCGAUCUGCCUUGGAAUUGUUACUCGUUGAAACGGAGCAAGAGAUUGCGCGACUCCUGCAAGUAGCUAUUCAAACCAAGACCUCUAUCAACAGGCACUCUCUCACAUCAUCCCUGCCACCCGAGAUACUUUCAGAAAUCUUCGUCCUCUGCUGCCAACCCAAUUACAAUGCCAUCGGAGGAGUGGAUAGACAGGGGAUAUGCCCUUUGCGCCUCUCUGCCGUCUGCAAAGCAUGGCGCGAGUUGGCGUGGACUACGAGCCGCUUGUGGUCCGUUAUCAUCUUGAUCUUUCCAAACCCUCAUGCUUUGCAUCUUGAGGAAAUUUUCGCUUCAUGGAUUGAACGGGCAGGAAAUCAACCCCUUUCCAUCCGUUACGAUAUCAGAGGCAAUGGCCUGCUAGACCGUCUUAUCCGACCCCAAGAUACUCUCAAAUGGAAAAACGUCUCAAUCUUCAUCCCUUCGGAAUCCUUGCCUGUGAUCAAGAAAUACGACUAUUUUCCACUCCUAGAACAUCUAUCCAUUCGCGUUCGAGCCGCUAGUUCUGACAAGUAUGAUCUUGAAAAUUUCGACAUCUUCAACCCUUUCAGUCUGCCAAGCAUAACUCGUCUGCAUGUGCCGCAGUACCUACGGCGUUUCAAACACAACUCGAUGUGGCUGCAGCUCAGAACGUUCUCCGCAAGUACAAUUGGCCACGAGCAGCUGUGGGAUAUUUUAUUUUCUGCUGAAUUCCUUGAAGUUUUCAAUGCGAACAGUCUUGAGCCACAUAGCAAGGGUAAUAUUCCGGAGACUGUCAAUCACUCCUACCUCCGACGUCUGGUCUUGAAGGAGGUAGAUUCAGGCACUUUGAAUCUACUCCUAAGCACGCCAGGUAUCAGCACUCCCAACCUCGAAGAUCUCACAAUCGAAAUAAGCUAUGGCUCCCCAGACUCCACCUCCCUAUCCAAUUUUAUCACCUCUUUGCAUCAACUCCGGCGGUUUAAAGUGAAAUAUGAUGAUCACCAUGAUCCAGAAUGGUUUUUUCAUUGGCUUCUGAAUAUACCGUCCCUUACAGAACUACAUGUUGAAACAUCCACAAGGGCAAUCACAAACAUCGUUUCUGCUCUGGGCAAUCCCGCAUCUACGGAAACAAAAAUGGAAUAUCUCCCUUUGCUUGUUGAUCUCACAAUCACUGGUUUCUUUUGGGGGAGCAAUUUCAUGGUCAAGGAUAUCCCAGAGAUGCUGGCAUACAGAUCGUCUGGACUUUCUCCCUCCAUCUCAAGGCUCAAACGUGCUUUCAUACAUCAGAAAUCUAGACCUUUUUCUAAUGAGGACCUCGAAGCCUUCCGAACGGCGUCUCUUGGUGAUCUGGCAUUUACAGUGGUAGACUCCUGGAAUGGAGCUCACCGGAUCUGA
Molecule: messenger RNA, 1416 nt
Organism: Laccaria bicolor S238N-H82
Lineage: Eukaryota; Fungi; Basidiomycota; Agaricomycetes; Agaricales; Hydnangiaceae
Exons: 2
Coding region: 1-1416 (471 amino acids)
Source: RefSeq, a predicted model, not a curated record